AUGCACAACCCGACGGCGAACCCUUCUUUUCUGGAGCAGACUGUCUCUCUCAUGAGCAGUGCAGCAAGCUACAUGCGCUUGCCUGCGAUAGCUUCAACUGGGGUCGCCGCGGUUCUAACAGCUCUUCUCUACUUUAAACAAAAAGCAUUAAUUUAUCCCUCCGAAGUCCCCGCCAAUGCCCGUACCGAGGUCCCCCGCCCCAGCCAGUUCAACUUCAAGGACUACGAGGAGCUCAUCAUCCCGACCAACGAUGGCGUGAAGCUAUCCGCCUUCUACAUCCGUGGCCCGCGCGGCGGGCCCAACGCAAAUCUAACGAUCCUCAUGUUCCACGGCAACGCCGGCAACAUCGGCCACCGUCUGCCCAUCGCACGUAUGUUGAUCGCCGCCUCCGGCUGCAACGUCUUCAUGCUAGAGUACCGCGGCUACGGCAUCUCCACCGGCCAACCCGACGAAUCUGGCCUGAACAUUGACGCCCAAACAGCCCUCGACUAUCUCCGCGACCGCGCCGAGACGCGCGAUCACAGGAUUGUUGUGUACGGCCAGAGCUUGGGUGGUGCCGUCGGCAUUCGUCUCGUGGCAAAGAACCAGGCUGCCAACAUCUCCGGUCUCAUCCUAGAGAAUACCUUCCUCAGCAUGCGUAAACUGAUCCCGUCCAUCAUGCCGCCCGCCAAGUACCUGGCGUAUCUGUGCCACCAGGUCUGGCCGAGCGACAGCUUAAUUCCUAAUAUCAAAGUCCCGACUCUCUUCCUGAGCGGUCUCCAGGACGAAAUAAUCCCUCCCAUCCACAUGAAGCGGCUCCACGACCUCUCCAAGGCGCCCAUCAAGAUCUGGAAACCUCUCCCCGGUGGCGAUCAUAACUCGAGUGUGGUGGAGGAGGGCUACUUUGAGGCCAUUGUCGAUUUUCUGAAUCGCAUUGUGCCGGAUAAAGCGUAA
Messenger RNA from Dichotomopilus funicola, 933 nucleotides. RefSeq names its product Alpha/Beta hydrolase protein. Gene Ontology annotation, molecular function: palmitoyl-(protein) hydrolase activity. Gene Ontology annotation, cellular component: membrane. The record is from RefSeq and is a predicted model, not a curated record. The transcript is spliced from 4 exons. NCBI's taxonomy places the organism in Eukaryota, Fungi, Ascomycota, Sordariomycetes, Sordariales, Chaetomiaceae. Bases 1 to 933 code for a protein of 310 amino acids.